Messenger RNA from Dioscorea cayenensis subsp. rotundata (Guinea yam), 2488 nucleotides. RefSeq names its product subtilisin-like protease SBT4.3. The transcript has 10 exons. The record is from RefSeq and is a predicted model, not a curated record. Gene Ontology annotation, molecular function: serine-type endopeptidase activity. NCBI's taxonomy places the organism in Eukaryota, Viridiplantae, Streptophyta, Magnoliopsida, Dioscoreales, Dioscoreaceae. Gene Ontology annotation, biological process: proteolysis. Bases 2 to 2317 code for a protein of 771 amino acids.
AAUGGCCAUUGCCAAGAUGAACUCUUUGUUCUCCUUACUCUUCAUUUCAUUCCUCUUAUUGGGUUCUCAAAGCUAUGGAGAAGAGAGAAAGGUUUAUAUUGUUUACAUGGGAGGACAUACAUCAGAAGGUGUAUCAUCAUCAUCGCUAUCUUCUCAUCUUGGAAUGCUUAAGAAAGUACUACCAAGUGGUGUUAGCGCGACGGAUAAGCUCGUAUACAAUUAUGGCAGAAGUUUUAAGGGGUUUGCAGCAAGGCUGACCGACGAUGAAGUCAAAAAAUUUUCAGAGAUGGGUGAGGUGGUAUCUGUUCUUCCAAACACCAAGCUCAAGCUUCACACUACUAGAUCAUGGGACUUUAUUGGUCUCACUCAGAACAGGACGCUGAGGCUUCCUACUGAAAGUGAUGUCAUUGUUGGUGUUCUAGAUACAGGAAUUUGGCCUGAGUCGGAGAGUUUUAGUGAUUCUGGGAUGAGUCCUCCACCGUCGAAAUGGAAAGGCAAAUGUCAAACAGGAGGAACAAACUUCACUUGCAACAAUAAACUCAUCGGAGCGAGAUACUACAACAGUGAGAAUGAUCCUUCAGAAAUCAAAUCUCCAAGAGACGUAGAAGGCCAUGGAACUCACACCUCCUCCACGGCAGCCGGCCGCCCGGUUGGUGAUGCAAGCUACUUUGGCCUCGCCGAAGGUAUAGCAAGAGGAGCGGUUCCGGAAGCCAGGAUAGCAAUGUACAAAGUCUGUUGGCUAUCAGGUUGCUGGUCGGCCGACAUUCUCGCUGCUUUCGAUGAUGCCAUAGCCGAUGGGGUCGACAUUAUUUCUGUCUCACUGGGAAGUGACUUCCCUUCGCAAUACUUUGAGGAUCCGAUAGCAAUCGGAUCAUACCAUGCUAUGAAGAAAGGUAUCCUCACCUCCAACUCCGCAGGGAAUGGCGGCCCUUUCCCUAUCAGUGUAUCAAACUAUGCUCCGUGGAGUCUGACAGUAGCCGCUAGCAGCAUCGAUAGAAAGUUCGUCUCCAAUGUCGUUCUCGGAAACGGCAACACUUACAUUGGAAUUUCAAUCAACAACUUCAACAUGGGAAAUUCCGUGUAUCCUUUGAUUUACGGAGGGCAAGCAGUGAAUGUGUCGGCCGGGAGUACAGAGCUUAUAUCAAGCUAUUGCAUCGAUGGAUCCAUGAACACGGAGAAGAUAGAAGGAAACCUUGUUUUAUGUAACUAUGGCGAUGGAGACGAAACGAUAUAUAAUGCAAAAGGGUUGGGUAUGAUCAUGAGUGUUGAUGAUAAUCUCCAAGAUGUUGCCUUCAGUUUCAUGUUCCCGGUCACCAUUAUAACUACUGACGAUGCCAGAGAGAUCCUUGCCUACAUUAAGAGUACUAGCAACCCUGUUGCAGUGAUCAAAGUUAGUGAUGAGUGGUCUGAUCCGUUGGCUCCGACAGUAGUUUCUUUCUCUUCUAGAGGUCCGAAUCCGAUUACUCCUGAUAUUCUCAAGCCGGAUUUAACUGCUCCUGGAGUUGAUAUUAUUGCAUCUUGGUCGCCGAUGGCUAGCCCCACCGGAUACGAAGAAGACAAAAGGAGUGUUAAUUUUAAUAUUAUCUCCGGCACAUCCAUGUCUUGCCCUCAUGUUACCGGAGCCGCUGCUUAUGUGAAAUCCUUCCAUCCUAAUUGGUCACCUGCUGCCAUUAAGUCUGCUCUCAUGACUACAGCCAUUCCUAUGGACCCAAGGAAGAAUGAGGAUGCAGAGUUUGCUUAUGGCUCCGGCCAUAUCAAUCCUGUGCAAGCUGUAGAUCCAGGUCUUGUCUAUGAUGCAUCUGCUCAAGACUACAUUACAUUUCUCUGUGCACAAGGAUACAACACAACCACACUCCGUCAAGUCACUGGUGAUAACAGCACUUGUAAUGGCAUUGGUCUCGGUAAAGCUUGGAAUCUAAACUACCCUUCAUUUGCUCUCUCGGUUCCGGACGGUGGCUAUGCAACCGGAUCCUUCUACAGAACUGUUACAAAUGUAGGACCCCCAAACUCGACAUACAAUGCCAUUGUCUUCUCACCAGCAAACCUUACAAUCUCCGUCGUGCCAUCGACUCUGACAUUCUCGCAAGUUGGAGAAAAGAAAUCAUUUGUUGUGAAGGUGAACGGUGGCAGGUUGUUCCAACAACCAAUAAUGUCUGCAUGCAUUACAUGGUUUGAUGGAAAGCACAGUGUGAGAAGUCCUCUAGUUGUGUACACAACAAUCUUGCCUUUUGAUAUGGAUACUGAUGUAACUGCAUUGAGUUCUCUUGGCCGUCCCAAUUUAGCUCACAAAAAGAAGGGAAGAAUUGGAGGAAACUAACUUCAAGGAUUUGAUCAUGAGAAAGGACAAGAUCUCUUUAUUAUUCAAUUGAAUAAAAUGUAACCGAGCUUGGCUUGGUGGAUAUUUAUCUGUGUUCGAUUAUCGUAUUUCAAAGUGUGGACUUGUUUAAUUUAUCAACAUUAAUGUAGCAUCUCAAAGUCAUCUUUUUAA